AUGGUGGACCCGGAACCAUUGGAGGAGUUGCUGGGCCGUUGCGAGCGGCACCUCAUUCUCAAUGAGUUCUCUGAAGCCGAGAGACUCUCUAGAGAGGUGCUGCAGCGCACUAUGUACAAUCCAGGAGAUGCGGAGGAUAGAGCUGCCGUGGUGCUUAUCCAGGCCCUGUACGAGACAAAGAGGUUUGGCUCGGUCAAGUCAGAGCUGCAGGCCCUGUUUGGGCGGCUCACCUCCACCCCCGCCGCCUCCCUGCUCCUCUACCUCUCCCUGGCCCUGGACUUUGCCGACCGCCGGCUGGAGGCGCAGCAGGUGACCCUGGACCUGCUGGCCACGCGGUCGCCGGCGGGCUCCUCGCCCUGGUCGCGCCGGCAAUACGCCGCGCUGCUCCACCUUUACGUAUUCGAGGUCCUGCUUCCCGAGCUGCACGAGCCCGCCCAGGCCGCGCGCUGGCUCCGGGAGUCGGCGCUCCCAAUCCCCGCCGCCCUGCGCGCCAGCCUGGCCGCCGACGGUGCGCUGCUCCUGCUCCUGGGUUACGCCGUGCUGCUGCGCCGGCGCCAGGUGGCGGCGGGGGCGCAGGGCGCGCUGCGCGCGCUGGGCGACGUCCUGCGCAUGGGCCUGCAGCUGUCGCCAGGGUCCAUCCCGCGCUAA
Messenger RNA from Auxenochlorella protothecoides, 648 nucleotides. RefSeq lists its product as hypothetical. NCBI's taxonomy places the organism in Eukaryota, Viridiplantae, Chlorophyta, Trebouxiophyceae, Chlorellales, Chlorellaceae. The transcript has 4 exons. Gene Ontology annotation, biological process: peroxisomal membrane transport. The coding region runs from base 1 to 648 and encodes 215 amino acids. The record is from RefSeq and is a predicted model, not a curated record.